This is a messenger RNA of Nanorana parkeri, 1126 nucleotides long. RefSeq names its product B2 bradykinin receptor-like. The record is from RefSeq and is a predicted model, not a curated record. Gene Ontology annotation, biological process: vasoconstriction; neutrophil chemotaxis; immune response. The transcript has a single exon. Lineage: Eukaryota; Metazoa; Chordata; Amphibia; Anura; Dicroglossidae. The coding region runs from base 1 to 1080 and encodes 359 amino acids. Gene Ontology annotation, molecular function: bradykinin receptor activity. Gene Ontology annotation, cellular component: membrane.
AUGACGAUGGCUGCUUUCUCCAGUUUAGACCAACAGAAUGACACCCAUUCACAUAUGAGGAACUGCUUUGUCCCGGAAGGCAUUGACUGGCUCUAUACCUACCAGCCAGCCUACAUGUGGUUUAUCUUUGCCGUGGGCUUCGUGGAAAAUGUAUUUGUCAUCUCAGUCUUCCUGCUUCAUAAAAGCCCCUGCACUGUGGCGGAGAUCUACCUGGGCAACAUGGCCGCUGCAGAUCUCAUCUUCGUCAGUGGCCUUCCGUUCUGGGCCAUUUACAUCUCCAACAAGUUCAACUGGCCGUUCGGCAGCUUCCUCUGCGUGACCGUGAAUUCUCUAAUCCAGCUGAACCUCUACGGCAGCAUCUACUUUCUGAUGAUGGUCAGCAUUGAUCGAUAUCUGGCCCUGGUGAAGACCAUGUCUUUCGGCCGGAUGAGAAGAACCAGUUGUGCCAAGAUUAACUGCGCCAUCAUCUGGAUCUUUGCGGUAGUGGCCAGUUUGCCCAAAGUCAUAUUCCGCAAGGUAUUGUUUCUUCCUGAGUUUAACACCACCUCUUGCCUCAUAUUUCCCCCAGACGAAAGGUGGAACAUCGCCUCAAAUAUCCUCAUGAACCUUUUUGGCUGCUUCAUCCCGGCGGUUGUCAUUGGGUUCUGCACCUUCCACAUUAUAAAAGUCCUGAGGAACAACACCAUGCAGCAAUUCAAAGAAGUCAACAAUGAGAAGAAGGCCACACGGUUGGUCUUCUCUGUACUCUUGGUCUUUGUGGUAUGCUGGCUUCCGUUCCACGUCAUUACCUUCGUUGAUACGUUUGACCUGUUUAGAGUCUUCCAUUCGUGUGACUGGGCCCAGGUCCUCGAGGUCGGAAACCAAAUAUCGACCUACUUCGGCUUCAGCAACAGCUGCCUCAACCCACUCCUCUACGUAAUCGUCGGCAAUCAUUUCCGCAAGAAAGCCAGAGAGGUCUUCAGGCAAAUUCUGGCUAAAUUCAGACCGCCGAGAAGAGCGUCCCUGCCGAUGAACUACUCUGGAAUCACCGUACGGACUUCCAUCUCCGUGGGACAACAGAAUCUUAUUUUAAAGCAGUAAAACCCAAUGGUGGUCUAAAAUGAAUUGACUCACAGCCUGCUAUGGA